Dendroctonus ponderosae (mountain pine beetle) is the source of this 4820-nucleotide messenger RNA. Its product is annotated as oxysterol-binding protein-related protein 6. Gene Ontology annotation, molecular function: cholesterol binding. Bases 215 to 3001 code for a protein of 928 amino acids. Gene Ontology annotation, cellular component: intracellular membrane-bounded organelle; cytosol; plasma membrane. The transcript has 14 exons. Lineage: Eukaryota; Metazoa; Arthropoda; Insecta; Coleoptera; Curculionidae. The record is from RefSeq and is a predicted model, not a curated record.
GCCGAAACAGCUGUUUGCUGUCAGAAGACGUCAAGUUUGUGCAAUAAUACUCAUGUUUACUCGUUAUAUUUAUAAAAUUUUGCUAACAAUGUGAAUGUGUUUGUAGUUAGUCCUUUAUUAGUGUAAUUUUAUAUUAAGUGCCCGCGAUUGUCAGCUGUUUGUUGCAGUGUAAGUGUAAUUGUGCCCCAACAUUCCCCGGAAAGUGUGAAACGGAAUGGCCAGUAGCGACAAGAAAAGUCCAGAAUUCACCAGAGUGAAGCUGAAAGCGCUGAAUUCUACCACUCAGGUGAGUGAUUCUGAUGCGAGUCUGGAAACCAAUAGUCUAAGUGCGGACAGCGGUACUGAGCAAAAUCACACCGUCCAAAACGAAGCCAGAAAAAAGCGGAAUCGGAAAGGAUCGGAAUGGGAAAUAAUGGAGGGCUUGAAGGAUGGUCAACGGUUCGAGAUCAAGCCCAACCUCUUCAGCGGGUAUCUGCACAAGAAGAGAAAAUGGCCCUUGAAGGGCUGGCAUAAGCGCUAUUUCAUCCUGGAUAAAGGCAUUCUGGUAUAUGGUAAAAACCCCAUCGAUAUCAAAAAGGGCAAAAUCCACGGUACUCUGGAUAUCGGACUAUCGGUGAUUACCACUAAAGCCUGCCGACGUCGCAUUGACAUCGAUGCUGAAGAGUUUAUUUACCAUCUGAAAGCGAAAACGGACGAUAUUUUUACCGGGUGGAUUCAGCAGCUCACCGCCCAUCGGCUCUAUCGACAACACAUUAUCACGUACGGUACAAAUGUGGGCAGCUUGUUUUCAGCCACUGAUGGAAUGCACGGUAUUUCCAUAGGAGCCGACAUUGUCUCCAAAGACGGCUCUCUGAGCAGGAAAAGUAAACGGAGCAACGCCGGUCGUUUGGAGCUGUGGGUCCAGGAGUCGGAUUCCACUUUGGAAAAAAUCCAGCGAAACUCUUGUGAAAUCGAAAGGAAUUUGGAAAAAAUGAGUCUGCUCUUACAGCAGCUGGAGAGCGUCGCCCCUUUAGAAAACAUCGAAGCGGCUUCUCCCAGUGUGAAGAAGGAUCGCAGGAAGUUCGGGCUGCGGAAGAAGAAAACCAAAACCAACAGCGUCGAUCUGAGCAUCCAGUUCAGUAAAACCGCAGUGGUGCCCGAAGCUGAAAACACCUCGCCCUUAUCUGCUAAUUCCUUCUCAAUGUUGUCCGUUUCGCAUCAGCACAUUAACACUCUAAGCAGCUCCUUGCCAGUGUCCGCUCAAGCCCAACCCGAUUCCUUCACUUGCGAUAGCAUCAGCAAUUCCGACGCUAUUUCUCUGCCUGUAGACGCUCAGCUUAAAGACGAGUUUAUAAUCUUAGGAAAAUCAGUUUUAGGUGAUCUGAAGACGAUGAUUGAGAGCAUCUCCAAAGAGAGGGAGCGACUGAAGGUAGCUUUAGACGCAGAACCUUGCGAUGUGUUCAAUAGUACUAGUAACAAUCAAAGUUCCAUAAGCCUAAAAGACGAUCUAAGCAAGAUCCUGCAGCAGAAUCUGGACCUAAAAACUCGUCUGUUGAAAAUCCACGAAGCCUCCAAUCUGGAGGAAGCGGCCGGUUUGGAUCAGAAGGAGAAAGGCCAACAUUGCAAUAGUUCCUUAAGUUAUAGUUCGUCGUAUGUGAGCGCGACGGAUUUUUUUGAUGCUGAAGAUCUGACUGCCGAUAAAACUGCGAUUUUUCAACGGGGAGAUGAUGAAAAGGACGAGGAAAGCGAGGUUCGAACGCGAUCAGAAAGCAGCUCAGAAGCGGACUCGUUUUCCAGUGGGGAGGGCAGCGUCAGUUCCGAGUCGGAGUUAGGAACCGAGCUGCAUAACACCACUGUGGCUCUUUUGGACACCGGCGAACUAAUCGAUCGCAGUUUAACCGGCCGAAGGACAACUUUGCCAGUUCCCCGGCCUCAUACUGGGGGGUUGUCUUUGUGGAAUCUUCUCAGCAAAAACAUUGGAAAGGAUUUGUCCCAAGUGAGCAUGCCAGUGGCCCUAAACGAGCCGCUGAAUGCGUUGCAGAGACUGUGCGAAGAGCUGGAAUAUUCAGAAUUGCUUGAUAGAGCGGCCAACACUGAGGAUCCCUACGAAAGAAUGGUUCUAGUGGCUGCGUUUGCCGUCUCCGCCUACGCCAGCACCUCAAGCAGAGCGGGCAAUAAGCCCUUCAAUCCUCUGCUAGGAGAAACCUAUGAGUGCAUACGAGAGGAUAGAGGCUUCAAGUUUAUAGCUGAGCAAGUGUCGCACCAUCCGCCAAUCAGCACCUGUUAUGCCGAAAGUGCGAAUUUCACCUUCUGGCAGGAUGCGCGCAUUAAAACCAAGUUUUGGGGCAAAAGUAUGGAGUUCCAACCGGUGGGCUACGUGCGCGUUCAAUUGCCGAAAACGGGCGACUUGUACACUUGGAACAAAGUAACCACUUGCGUUCAUAACUUGUUCAGCAAUCAGCGCUGGGUGGACCAGUACGGAGAGCUGAAGAUCGAGAAUGGCAAAAUCUCCUGCAAGCUCACCUUUUACAAGGCGAGCUAUUGGUCGUCGAAGCGGCACGAGAUUGUUGGGGCUGUGUAUGAUGAGGCGGGCAAGCCAGUCCGACGGCUUUUCGGCAAAUGGUCGGAAUCUUUGUACUGCGGGGUGGCGCCUUCGGCCCGUUGCAUCUGGAGGGCCGGAAAUCUGCCAGAAAACCACGAGCUGUACUAUGGAUUUACCAGAUUUGCCAUUGAACUAAACGAACUGGGUCCGAACGCUGCUCUACUUCCGCCAACCGAUACCAGAUUUAGGCCAGAUCAACGCGCACUGGAAGAAGGCGAUCUGAACACCGCUGAGGCUUUGAAGCUGCAACUGGAAAACGCGCAACGUGAAAGGCGGAAACGCCGCGAGGAAUUGCACCACCAUUAUGAGCCCAGGUGGUUUUCCAAUCCCGGAAAAGACGUAUGGGAGUACAACGGGAAAUAUUGGGAGUUGCGGGAUAAACCGGGCUUUGGCAAUCUCCAGUUCGAGUCGCUGUGGUGACAAUAAAUUCCAAAAUCUAUUAAUCGUUAUACGGUAGAAUGUUUUUAAUAAUUCAGAGUUUUAAGGCGAAUAUUUUAACGCUUGUUACGCGGCAGCUGCAAUAGAAAGGCUAUGCGCAAAACACAUGGUAAGUUGCGUGUUGUUAAUCUAUGUAAUUGCUUAUGAGGAAACCUCCAAGGUAAUCCAACUUUGGACUUUGUCUCCCCAAUAUUAACUAAAUUGGGUCGCUUGAACGAUUUUAUACAUAAAUUAGUGUUUUUUUAAUAAUUAACUGGUACUACUGAGGUUUUUGCGACUACACAGUUUAACAAGGUUUUCAAGUGAAAACAUUUGGGUUUUUAGUCCAAGUAAAUAGCGCAGUAGUUCCAAAGUUUAAACCCCUGUAAAAUGCGCGAUUAGUGCUAAUUGGAAGUUAUUGGCCGAAAACCAGCAAUUUUACCUUCAGCCUUAUUCUUCUACUCAAAUGUCUCCGUUGAAUAAUUAUUUCAAGCGCAGUUUUACGUAAAUUUUCUAAUGCAAUUUUUUUGUUUCAAAAAAUUCGGUUUCUCAGUCUCAAAAACUCAAUAGUCAAGCAAAAUAAGUUGGGAACACAGGAAAACGUAAAUGACACCAGAUGAUUUAAAUAGUUAAAAAUGUACAAAUUUCAACUAUAUUUCAGUUUUGACGAUGCAUAUAUUUCUGAUACUUUAUACGGGGUGUCCCGCCCGGAAACACCGCGAUCUAUAAUUAGGACAAAUCAGCACAAGUUUGUCGAUGAUUGGCUUUUUCGGGCCGGACACCUUUUAUAAAAAUCUGCUACCUUUAUUGGAAUGGGAGUAUUUCCACAGUCGGCGUUCCCCGGAUUGUUUCUGUUCUCACUUUUAUCGUCAUUUUUUGUGAUUUUCCCAAUCAAAAACUACGUAAUAGUCCUAUUUUAAACGAAAGCUGCCUAACGGGUUUAUGUUUUAACUAGAAAUACUUUGAAGUACCUUGGCUUGCGAUAUUAAGCAGACUUUAAUAGUUGGCUACAGCCUAAUGUAACUCUUAGGGUUGGUAAGCUAAAUAUAAUUUAUUUAUAAAAAUGGUGUUUUUAAAGAGUAUACGUAGUUCGCGUCGAGCAUAUCUGUGACUUUGACAAAAUUGAGUCGUUUGUAGUAUGUAUUAUUGUUAAUUGAAACGUUUGAUUCGAGUUAGUCUCAAGGGAGAUUUUCGGUAAAAACCAUUGCAAAAUCUACACUUUAAGGGCGGUUGAUACACAACGACUUAUCUAAAGGUCAGUGGUGGCCGUAGAUGCGUUACAUGUUUGCAUCAAUAAACCCCGAAUCAAGUGCUAACUUUUAGGCAAAAAUUACACGAUAUACGCGACACUGUAGAUGCCUCCACCACAUUAGUCGCUUGUUCAGAUACAGACUGGAACUGGAAAAAACGUCUUGAUUCUGUUUUUUGAAAAAAAACUUGGCUUGUUCGAUUGUUAUCAUCCUGAUAACAAUCAAACAACUCCUUAACGUCGACGGUUUCCAAAUUGUCCGAAAUAUUCUCCUUAAACGUUAAAAGGGAGUCUUUAAACCGAUAACGUCUGUCGCUUAAUCGCAUCGGCUUUACUUGAUACGACAAGAAAUUGUGUCUCAGCCGCUCUUUUGUGAUUGACUUUUAAUGCUCUCGUUUUUUCGUCAAAGCAGCGUCGUAGAAAAGCGAUACUGUUCAACUGGCAGUGAUAACUAGAAAAUUUAGAAAACAAUUAUAAUAAUUUGCCUGGUCAGUUGAACAGUAUGCCGUUAACGCACCAUCCGUGAUAAUAUGUUAAAUAUGCAGUAACCGGCAAUAAAUUCAAUGCGAAUUA